Ruditapes philippinarum (Manila clam) is the source of this 4769-nucleotide messenger RNA. Its product is annotated as splicing factor 3B subunit 3-like. Bases 155 to 3577 code for a protein of 1140 amino acids. Gene Ontology annotation, biological process: mRNA splicing, via spliceosome. Lineage: Eukaryota; Metazoa; Mollusca; Bivalvia; Venerida; Veneridae. The record is from RefSeq and is a predicted model, not a curated record. The transcript has 23 exons. Gene Ontology annotation, cellular component: nucleus; U2 snRNP. Gene Ontology annotation, molecular function: protein binding; U2 snRNA binding.
AUAGCACCGCUGAUAAUAAGAAUUGUGGGAAAGCUUGCCGGUUUCAAUUUCCGGAGUGCGAAAAAUAGAGAUAAAAAGAACUGUGGAUGAAAAUCCGUAAACAUCAUAUCUAUAUAUAAUGCAUAUAUAACAAGGGCACAACGAAUGAUACAGGAUGCAUCUGUACAACCUUACACUACAGAGAGCCACGGGCGUCACUUGUGCUGUCCAUGGCAAUUUUUCUGGUUCCAAGUUGCAGGAAGUGAUUGUUGCUAGGGGAAAGAUUCUGGAGCUACUCAGACAUGAUCCAAACACUGGGAAGAUUUAUCCUGUAUUGACACAAGAAUCAUUUGGAAUUAUACGUUCUUUGAUGCCAUUCAGAUUAACAGGAGGAACCAAAGAUUAUCUUGUUGUUGGCUCAGACUCUGGUAGAAUUGUAAUCCUGGAGUUUCUGGCACAGAAGAACAUGUUUGAGAAAGUACAUCAGGAAACAUUUGGCAAGAGUGGCUGUAGACGUAUUGUUCCUGGCCAAUUCCUAGCUGUUGAUCCUAAAGGCAGAGCUGUUAUGAUAGGUGCUGUUGAGAAGCAGAAGUUAGUGUAUAUAUUAAACAGAGAUGCUCAGGCCAGACUGACAAUCUCAUCACCACUAGAAGCACAUAAAGCAAACACCUUGGUGUUUAACAUGGUCGGCGUAGAUGUUGGUUUUGAAAAUCCUACAUUUGCUUGUCUUGAAAUCGAUUAUGAGGAAUGCGAUGCUGAUCCUACUGGGGAAUCUGCUGAUAAAGCACAGCAACUAUUAACAUAUUACGAGUUGGAUCUUGGGCUGAAUCAUGUUGUGAGAAAAUACUCGGAACCUUUAGAAGAACAUGCCAACUUUCUCAUCUCUGUUCCUGGUGGCACAGAUGGACCUAGUGGUGUUCUGAUAUGUUCCGAGAACUAUAUUACAUACAAGAAUCUUGGUGACCAACCAGAUAUAAGAUGUCCUAUUCCAAGAAGGCGGAAUGAUUUAGAUGAUCCAGAAAGAGGGAUGAUAUUUGUAUGCAGUGCCACACAUAAAACAAAGUCGAUGUUUUUCUUCCUGGCACAAACUGAACAAGGGGACAUUUUCAAAAUCACCUUGGAAACAGAUGAGGAUAUGGUUACAGAAAUACACCUCAAGUACUUUGAUACAAUCCCUGUUGCUGCAAGUCUGUGUGUGUUGAAAUCUGGAUUUCUGUUUUCUGCCUCGGAAUUUGGAAAUCAUAAUUUAUACCAGAUAGCUCGACUAGGAGAUGAUGAUGAUGAGCCUCGCUUUAGUAGUGCUAGUCCACUAGAAGAAGGUACUACUUUCUUCUUCUCUCCUCGACCACUGAAAAACCUGGUCAUGGUUGAUGAAAUGGACAGUUUGUCACCUAUAACAUCCUGUCAGAUAGCUGAUUUAGCCAAUGAAGACACUCCACAGUUGUAUACCUUAUGUGGUAGAGGUCCUAGAUCUUCUCUGAGAGUUCUCAGACAUGGUCUCGAGGUGUCUGAAAUGGCUGUAUCGGAACUACCCGGUAACCCUAAUGCUGUAUGGACUGUGAAGAAACACUCUGAUGAUGACUAUGAUGCAUACAUUAUUGUGUCUUUCGUUAAUGCUACCUUGGUACUGUCUAUCGGAGAGACGGUUGAGGAAGUGACAGACUCCGGGUUUCUCGGUACAACACCAACCCUGUCUUGUUCUCAACUUGGGGAAGAUGCUCUUGUCCAGAUUUAUCCAGAUGGUAUUCGUCAUAUUAGAUCUGACAAGAGAGUUAAUGAGUGGAAAACUCCUGGCAAGAAGAAUAUUGUCAAGUGUGCUGUAAAUCAGAGACAGGUGGUUAUAGCCCUGUCAGGUGGUGAACUUGUCUACUUUGAAAUGGACCCUACUGGCCAACUAAAUGAAUACACAGAGAGGAAAGAGAUGUCUUCAGAUGUUGUAUGUAUGGCACUGGGCCGGGUACCGUCAGGAGAGCAGAGAUGUCGGUUCCUGGCAGUUGGAUUGGCUGACAACACAGUCAGAAUUGUCUCCCUUGAUCCAUCAGAUUGUUUGUCACCAUUGAGUAUGCAGGCUCUACCAGCAGCACCAGAGUCACUGUGUAUUGUAGAAAUGGGAGGUACAGAAGCCAAAGAGGAGACCGGUGAGGCUGGUACAGCUGGUGGAUUGUUCCUUAAUACUGGAUUACAGAAUGGAGUAUUGUUGCGUACAGUGCUGGACACUGUAACAGGAGAUUUGUCCGACACGAGAACCAGGUACCUCGGUUCAAGACCAGUCAAACUUUUCAGAAUUGCCAUGCAAGGCUCAGAGGCUGUGUUGGCCAUGUCAAGUAGAUCUUGGUUAAGUUAUGCUUACCAAAGCAGAUUUCAUCUAACACCAUUAUCAUAUGAGAGUUUAGAGUAUGCCUCGGGCUUUGCCUCAGAACAGUGUCCAGAGGGUAUUGUAGCCAUCUCUACUAAUACAUUGAGAAUUUUGGCGUUAGAAAAGCUUGGAGCAGUAUUUAAUCAAGUAUCUCACAGUUUGCAAUAUACACCACGCAAGUUUGUCAUACAUCCAGAGUCAGGACAUCUCAUUAUCAUAGAAACAGAUCAUAGUGCUUAUACUGAGGCAACAAAAGCUCAGAGAAAACAAACAUUAGCUGACGCAAUGAUAGAGGACGCACAAGAGGAUGAGAGGGAGUUAGCAGCUGAAAUGGCUGCAUCAUUUCUGAACGAGGAAUUACCCGAGUCUGUGUUUGGAGCACCAAAAGCCAGCGCUGGCAUGUGGGCGUCAAUUAUCCGAGUCAUCAAUCCUAUUACUGGAGCAACAUUGGAUUCAAUAAAUCUUGAACAGAAUGAGGCAGCUCAUUGUUUAUCUAUAGUGAAAUUCUCCAACUCACCAGAUGACACUCAUGUUAUAGUUGGUGUUGCUAAAGAUUUGACAUUAAAUCCUCGUACAUUAGGAAAUGGAUUUUUAUACACUUAUAAACUGAUAGAAGGUGAAAGACUUGAAUUUGUGCAUAAAACUGUGGUUGAUGAAAUGCCGGGAGCCAUUGCACCAUUCCAGGGUAGGGCCCUGAUAGGAAUAGGAAAAUUCUUGAGGAUUUAUGAUCUUGGCAAGAAGAAAAUGCUGAGAAAAUGUGAAAAUAAGCAAAUGUGCAAGAUGUCCUUAUUCAAUCUCCGUAACAGUAUCCUCAAUGAAAUAACUGGACAUAUAUUUUUUUUCAAAUUUCAGGCUGACAUAUUGAUCAAUUUCUAUAUUGGUGAGGUGGUAACAUCAUUACAGAAAGCCACACUGAUACCUGGUGGAUCGGAAUCUCUAGUUUAUACUACAUUAUCUGGAGGAAUUGGCAUGCUUGUACCCUUCACAUCACAUGAGGACCAAGACUUCUUCCAACACUUGGAGAUGUACAUGAGACAGGAGCAUCCCCCUCUAUGUGGGAGAGAACACCUUUCAUACAGAUCAUACUUCUUUCCAGUAAAGAAUGUUGUGGAUGGUGACCUGUGCGAGUUGUUUCCAUCAAUGGAUGUAGCCAAACAGAAGAGUGUAGCAGAGGAACUUGACAGAACACCAGCUGAAGUAUCCAAAAAAUUGGAAGACAUCAGGACUAGAUACGCCUUUUAAAUAUUUGUACCUCGAGUCGGUCAUGUACAAAAAUUACUUCUCUUGCUUAUACUUAUACAGUGUAUUUAUAUAUGAACGACAGUGUGAUGAAUGUUUUUCUAGCUUUUGCUACAUGCAGAACCAAAAGGGAACAAAUAAGAACUCUAUUAUACACUUACGAUGGGAGAUAUUUGGAUAUUUUAUGUGUCUGUUAAGUGAAACUUUUGUUUACGCUGGUAAAGUUGUAGUAGUGUAAUAAAUGAGGGGAGAUAAUAAGUCACUGGGCACUUUCUGUUUAUCAAAGACAGACUAAUGAAUUAAACAAGAUGAGGUAUUAACUAAUGUAUAUAUAAAAACUGUGACAUAUUUCUUGGUAUCAAUGGUUUCAUGAUCAUGUAAGGGGCAGCUUUGUUUAAUGUUGUAAACAUUAAUAGAAUCAUUGUUACCAUAUGUAUCUAUAUAUGUAUAUGUUUGUAUGUUAAUUAUGAAGUGAGAGGCUGUAAUUUUGGAUUACUUUUUUUUUUAAUGAAAUCAAAAAAAGGGUAUAUCUACGUCAUAUUUCUAGUAUUUGUUUGAAAACAACAUGAAAGAUUACACUUGAACUUCAGGAAAGAACAUGUUUAUGCUAAAUAAUCAAUAUAUGUGAUUGUAGAUAUGAUGCUAAUGAUGCCCAUAUGUUGUACAUGACAUAUAGAGACAUUGUGUUCAUUAGAUUUAUAGGGAACUAUUUUUUCAUCAGUUGCUAAAUUCUGCAUCACCCAUUCAAUAUUCAAUAUACAUUAACUACAUGAUGUAAAUAUUUUCAUGCUUUUUUUCUGUUAGAUAUUUUUACAAUUCUACACUAUUUUGCUGAACAUUCUUAAUAAGUUAAUAUUGUAAUCAUAUGAUUGUAAAGUUUUGAAUGAAUUGUAUGUACUAAGUAGUGGUACAAUCAGUUGAUUAUCUUCCAAAACAUACUCCGUAAAAGACUGAUUAAAAAUAGCAUUUAAAUUUCAAAUGAAGGAAAUAGGACAAAGAUUUGUAAUAUUAUCUAUUGAAUUUCCAAACUUUUUUUUUUCUUUGUAACAUGUAGACUAUUUUUUCAAGCGUAACAAUAAUUCUUUAAAUAAACUUGUUGUAACUGUACAAUAUCAAAAUUUGAAACUUGCGACAUUUAUGUGCAUAUAUGAAAAUUAAUAAUUUUGCAACUGUCAUUAAAAUGAUAAAAAAUUUU